AUGAAGUCUUCUGCCAUGAGCAACGGCGUAAUGCAUUCCCUGCUUUGGGCACUUGCCGUUCAUCCUGCCUCUGCAUUGCCCUCCUCCUCCACAGGCCGUCGCCAGACCGGUGGCGGAGGCCAGACCCAACAGGUUGACUAUGUGGUUGUUGGGGGUGGAACAGCAGGUUUUGUAGUGGCUGAGCAGCUGUCACGGAAUCCCCACGUGUCUGUGAUGCUCUUUGAGGCCGGUCCAGAUAAUGCGGGAGUCGAGAACAUAGACGUGCCGCUUUUCGCCCCUCGACUGCUCUUCGCUGAGCACGCCUGGAAUUAUACGUCCCAGCCCGAUCCGAAUCUCAACGGCCGCACGCCUACGCUCGACCAAGGCCGUGGCUUCGGUGGUGGCAGCGCUAUCAACUACCUAGGACACUGCCGUGGUGCUGCUUCCAUUUUUGACGAAUGGGUGGAAAUAGCAGGUGAUGAUGGGUUACGUUGGGAAAAUCUGGUCGAGAACUUCAGAGCCGUUUCUCACUACAACCGACUGCCUGACCAAACCUUCAACCCGCCGGUCAACCACAGUGUCUACGGCGAUGGCCCCAUAGAGCUUACGAUGCGGAAUAAUGACCUCGGAAUCGAGACGGCCGUCAUGAUGGCCUAUACUUCCACAUUGGGUCUCCCUCUUGUCGACCUGAGCGAUGGCACUGGCAUUGGCGUAUCGAGCGGUCUCGUCGGCGUUCGCGGAGAAAAUAGGACGAGAGUCUUCGCGCCUCAGGCUUUUGGAUGGCAAAUGGCCACCAGGUCGAACGCUCAGCAACUUCAUCAUGCUUGGGUCACCAGGGUCAAUUUUGACGGCACUCGCGCAACUGGUGUGACAUACGUCAAUUCCAAUAACCCCUCGGAGGAAACCACUGUCCAGGCCCGGGAAGUUAUUCUUUCAGGUUGGGCCAUUAAUAGCCCAAAGCUUCUCAUGCUCUCCGGUGUAGGACCAGCAGAUCAUCUGCGAAAUCUCAGCAUUGAUGUUGUGGCAGAUAUACCGGAUGUUGGAAGUAAUUUGCUCGACCACCACAAUUCCUUCAUUGAGUACGAGGUCCUCGAUGACGUACAGACCCUGUACCAGUACGACAAUAACCAGACCAUGGCCACCCAAGCCAAUGCAGACUAUACAGAGUUCCUUUCACACGGAUCUACCCGCGGAUAG
This is a messenger RNA of Diaporthe citri, 1176 nucleotides long. RefSeq lists its product as uncharacterized. The transcript has 4 exons. Gene Ontology annotation, molecular function: oxidoreductase activity, acting on CH-OH group of donors; flavin adenine dinucleotide binding. Lineage: Eukaryota; Fungi; Ascomycota; Sordariomycetes; Diaporthales; Diaporthaceae. The record is from RefSeq and is a predicted model, not a curated record. Bases 1 to 1176 code for a protein of 391 amino acids.